CUUUGCAUAGUACGCAGUAGUAACGACAGCGAGAUACACGGCUCUUGUUCGUUCCCCGCUAAAAUAUACGAGGAAAGUUCCCGCGAUUACCCGAAAUUUUCAAUUCCACAGCGUGGCAACAUCAAAUCAAAAGCAAGCCUGACUGACUCUAUCCAGACCUCGUUAUUUCGAGAAAAUGGAGCGCAGCGUUUUGCCCAAAUAUCCGAGGGUAUCCCCGGCCAUCAGGUCUUCGCCGACCAGUUCUGGGUCCACCCUAGACUGUUCGUCGAACGCCACCCUCGUGACGAACACCAGUCCCUUCAACAGCCAGACCGCCCUCAUCACCGAGAAGAGAUACUUCUCUGGCGAUGCCGGCAAGGGAUCCAAUCAUUACUAUGCCGAAAAUUUGAGGAAUAAUCAUCAGAAGACCCUAAAAGGGCGGAUCUACGAUCCGCUUCACAAGAACCAGGGCAUCGAUUACAAGCAGCUAGAUCCACUGCUACCGAGCGAGCAAAGCUCAAGUAUUAACAUCCUCAUGGAUUCCGAGGAAGUGAAAUUGCCCAAGGACCCGCAGGAACCCACCCGGCUGCCGCCUUCGGAGUUCCAGAAGGAAUCUAAACCCUCCUGGUUACGGUUCGCCGCCCAGAUAUUGGCUGCGUUAUCGGUGUCGUUGGGUUCGAUGCAGGUCGGCUACGCGUCUUCCUACACGUCGCCAGCGCUGGUAUCCAUGCGCGACAAUGCCACGACGAGCUUCGAAGUCACCAAACACAUGAGCAUGUGGAUUGGCUCGCUUAUGCCACUGAGCGCACUUGUCGGUGGCAUUGCUGGGGGACCGCUCAUCGAAUAUAUAGGAAGGAAAAAGACGAUAAUUGUCACAGCGUUCCCAUUCAUCGCAGCGUGGCUCUUAAUUGCGACGGCUACAAAUGUUCCGAUGAUAUUGGCUGGACGCGCGCUAUGCGGCUUCGCCGUGGGUGUUGCUUCUUUAGCGUUGCCUGUGUACUUAGGCGAAACGAUACAGGCGGAAGUGCGCGGUACUCUUGGUUUAAUGCCCACCGCGUUUGGUAACACCGGGAUAUUACUGUGCUUCGUAGCGGGCAUGUAUCUGGAUUGGAGAAAUCUGGCGUUGAUAGGAGCGUGUUUACCGCUACCGUUCUUGAUUCUGAUGUUCGUGAUUCCGGAGACGCCGAGAUGGUACAUCUCCAAGGGGAAAACGAAGAUGUCUCGCAAGUCUCUUCAAUGGCUGCGCGGCAAAGAUGCAGACAUAACGGACGAGUUGGCUCUGAUCGAGAAAUUGAAUCAGGAGUACCUCGACAACGAGCGGGAAGACUCUCCAAGCACGCUCUCGGAGUUGUUGAAGAGCAAGCAUCUCGUACCCCUGUUCAUCUCUUUGGGCUUAAUGCUGUUCCAACAAAUGUCCGGCAUCAACGCGGUGAUAUUCUACACGGUGCAGAUCUUCCAGGACGCUGGUAGCACAAUCGACGAGAAUCUCUCGACCAUAAUCAUCGGCAUAGUGAACUUCAUAUCCACCUUCGUCGCCGCGGCCGUCAUCGACAAGCUGGGCAGGAAGAUGCUACUGUACAUAAGCGCCAUAUUGAUGGCCGUGACCCUCUUCUCUCUUGGCGGAUUCUUCUACGUGAAAUCGCUGGACGUGGACGUGACGGCCUACGGCUGGCUGCCGUUGGCCAGUCUGAUCAUAUACGUGAUAGGUUUCUCGCUGGGCUUCGGGCCGAUUCCUUGGCUGAUGAUGGGCGAGAUUCUGCCCGCCAAGAUCCGCGGCUCCGCCGCGAGUAUCGCGACCAGCUUCAACUGGAUGUGCACCUUCAUCGUGACGAAGACCUUCGAGGACGUCAUAGGGGUAAUCGGCACGCACGGCACCUUCUGGCUGUUUGGCAUCAUCGUCGUCGUGGGCUUCGUUUUCGUCAUCGUCAGCGUGCCGGAGACCCGCGGCAGGUCGCUCGAGGAGAUCGAGAGGAAGUUUACAGGCCCGACCAGGCGAAUGAGCGCGGUCGCCAACAUGAAACCGACGCCGAUGUCGUGCUAGCUACUGAACCAUCGACCGCGGCACGCGUCGACAAAGAAGCUCGUUCGAGUGAGAUAUAGGACUGCGUACGGCGUCCUUCUAAGGGAGAGAUUCCCUUACAGGUACGCUUUCCCUUAAGGGGAAGUCAGGUUCGAAGGUUUACACUUCUCUCUGUGUCAAGAGAAGCGUAUGUGUUCUUCCUUUUUGGCUCUUCCCUGCUCUUACUUUCGAGCUCAUCGGCUCACUUUCGCAAAGUCUGCUCGUUAUAACGUAGUUUGAGCGAUUUAGAGACAACUAGUAAAGAAACGGAAUUCAUAGAUCUGAAUGGUAAAAGCGCACGGACGACAAUCUCUAAAAUAUCUCCUUUCAACGAGUUGAAGAGGCAAUUGGAAGAGGAGUUUCAUCGACCGAGAAAUUCGACGAUCUCUCGAAAGCUCGAGGAAAAAAAAUCGAUUUUUAAAAAAGUUAACCAAGAUGAUUCCUCCAAGUCUCGCAAAAAGAAAAGGAAGAUGCCUCGUCCCCGUUCAUUCGCUUCUUCAACUGACUUCGUAAAGCGUGACUUCGGCAGACCUCGCUUUGACUUAUAAUUCACGUCGAAUGCGAGGAUCAGAGCUAGCCAGUUAGUGCCAAUCUUGUCGGGUGUAUCGAAAUUGCGAGGCCAAUCGAUUAACCUCGUGGGAUGUAAACGGGUUACGCUUUCCCAGCGUGGAAGUGACUAGCGCGAUACGUGGCAAUCAGCUGUUGACUAGGUGUGUAGUUGCAAUUGUUUUUUAUUACUUCCGACAGGUCCUGCAGGGUCUACCUCAAGUUGAUACUGCUCUACUUAGAAUAUAGCGGAUGAUACUGUCGUUAUAGGUGUACGUGGGUCAACGCUAGUCGCGCGCGUUCAUUCUGCUUUUUUUAUAGCGCACGUGAAACGACGCAAUUUGCGUGGGGCUGUGGUUGUGCGCGAUACGAUUAAUCGCCACGUGCGCCAUGAAUUUAAAAAGCACGCGUAAUACGUAUGUACUUAUAUGUUAUGUAUAUGUUAUACGCCGACCAAGAAGCCGGUCUUUCGAACAGGGGCGAAUUUUCCCACGCGACAAUAAGUUUUAAGUCCCAACCGCGUUCUCGUCUAGUUAUAAAUUGUAAAUAGUCGGAGAUUUGCGCCUAAGUGAUAUUAUGUAUCCACGUCCGAGGAUCGUUGUUAGUUUCAAUCGCGGCUGGAUAAUUAUUUUUCUAUCGACUCUUUCGUCUCGACGGGCAAGAUUUGAGAAAGGGACGGGUGGAGAGCAUUGGCUUGCGAUUGUAGUUAAUCAGCGUUGACGAAAUUGAUCGUAAGUGGAACGACGUGAUUCCAGCAGCCCGCGAUCGUAAUCUUUGUGUUAAGCCAAAUGACGCUUGGUAUCGGGCGGCUGUAUCAAUGUGGGAUGUGAUCUUAAAUGUACGUACGAUAGUCAAACGAUAAUUUAAGCGUUACGAUAUAUGACAGAUAUAUAUAUAUAUUUUUAUUCUCCAAAGCGAGGGGAAAAGUGGGAGCGUAGUCGUGAGGCCGAGAUGAAGUUCUCAGCGAGUCACGUGAGAGAGUUGGAGGAAGAAGUCUCAGACAAAUGUAAAAUAGUCGCCUAUGUUCGAAAGUUAGGGUAAAACUGCGUCGGGCACCUGACGAGUGUUCCCGGUCGAGUAAUUUAAUGGAAGACUAAUUUGCAUAUCGAGAGAUAUCACACGAUGGAACCAUUUGUUCACAUCUUAUUUAAAUUAUUGAUAUAUAUUUAUAUAUAUAAAUAUAUGUAUAUUUUUUUAUAUAUAAAUAACGAUUUAUCCAGAUUUAUCAGAUUAACGAUUGAUGAGAUUGUAGGGCGAGUUUACAUGUAGAUUAAAACUCUACAUAGUUUUCGACGGGUUUUAUAAAUUGAAAUGAGUGUUAAUUGAUUUUCUAGAGAUUAACUUCUACAGGACAUUCGGGGGAAGAUUUUUACGGCGUUUAAAGGACGGCGUAGUGCCUUGCGACGUCUCUCGUCCGUUUGCAUCGUAGGAGAUGUUAGACAAGUUGUGUCCAGCGUUAACGUUAUACGUAAAUUAUACAUUCGUUGCUUAUUCCGAAUCACUGCACGCGACCGGGUGCACGCGCGGACGUGUUUGGCACAGUGCGAACUAAAUGCAUAUCAUAAUCGACUACUGACGAGCGCGUUGGAAAAUGUUGAAACCAAUUUUUAUAAGCUUACGAGAGUGUGCUUGUAGUUGUGUGCGUGCGAGUUGAAGGAUUUUAGCGGCGAAUCCUGUUUGUUUCCUGAUGAAUUACGUGUUAGAAAACGACGGAAAACGUCGGUCUAAAGCCCGUCACACAGUGGGAAAGCACAGGCAAUAGGAAUAGGGAAUAACACAGGCAGCAGAAAUAAUUCGUAGGCAAUAGAAGUGCUGUCCAAUCAUCCGCUUUGUGAAACCACGUGCCUGUCCCAGGGUCUCGACCGUGAUUGUGGUCAGGGAACGGGGAAACAAAAAUUCAACGGAAAUUCUGUCCCUACUGCCUAUUCCUAUUGCCUGUGCUUUCUCUAGUGUGCGAUAGGCUUAUGUUUCACCAACGUUGUUUAACUUUAAGCUUAGCUUAAUUCGCUCUUUGUCGCUUUCUAAUUGUUACUUUAGAAAGAGGCAAACGUGAAUUGAACCAAGAUCAAAGUUUAACGACGUUUGGUGAAACCGGGCCUUAAACGUCUCCCGUAAUCUCUUGUCUUCGCGCGAGGUCUCGCCUCGACAUUCGCGCGAGUGGAAUCCACAGCGAGGUCUCGUUUUGAAAAUACCGCUCGAACAAAAGAUCAUUCCUGCGCGAUCGCGCGCGGUUCGAUGUACGACUCACUCUAAUAUCAUAUAAAGCAAUAAGUGCACAAUACCUUGUUUUAUAUGAGAAUUGAGUACGUUAUUACUCUCUUAUUAGUACAACGACCCCGAUCACGGCAUUUCUUCGUUUCUCAUGUUUACCGUUUUACAUUCGUUGCUGUCGGCUGUUCUCCGUUUAGCGACACAAGUCGACGCGGGCGUCCUCCUAUCCUUCCUCGGCAUUCAACGGAUAGUGAGGGCAAACACUCGCGCGACCUUCGUCGUUAAACGGAGAGCGCUCAUUUGUAAGUAAUACCUGCCGCUUAUUCAUAAGCUAUUUGCCAAAGCAAAAUGAAGAUGGCGGAAUAUUUUUUGAUAAUUUAAUACUCAUGUUAAGUUUACGAGUAAUCCUAUUAUAAUAAGUUAUUAUGUGGUUUUAAUUUUAAGACUAUCUAUUAUACACAUAAAAUGAUAUACAUUUAUGUAAAA
Vollenhovia emeryi is the source of this 5281-nucleotide messenger RNA. RefSeq names its product facilitated trehalose transporter Tret1-like. The transcript has 7 exons. Gene Ontology annotation, biological process: carbohydrate transport; transmembrane transport. Gene Ontology annotation, cellular component: membrane. Lineage: Eukaryota; Metazoa; Arthropoda; Insecta; Hymenoptera; Formicidae. Bases 176 to 2020 code for a protein of 614 amino acids. The record is from RefSeq and is a predicted model, not a curated record. Gene Ontology annotation, molecular function: sugar transmembrane transporter activity.